GAAAUCCCAAGCUUUGAAAUAGUCAUGUAAUAAGUUGGACUUGAAUCUUCACGAACUUAACCAACCUGAGGUUCUACGAUGGAGGUGUUAGCGAUAGCAUUACUGUCAUGUUUUAUCCUCGGGAAAGAGGGUUGCGUGAUCAAAGAAUUUUCAGCGGUUAUUGAGGGGAGGGCUCUGCGUGGACAUGUGGUCAAGACUCUGUAUGUGCCAGGCGAAGAAACCUGUAAGAUUCACUGCUUUUUGGAUGAAGUCUGCCAAUCAAUUAACGUCAGCCCAAACGGUGCUAGUGGUAGGUGGAAAUGUGAAUUGAGCGACACAGACGAAAAACAAAAUCCACAAAGUCUUAUUGAGGACGAAGGCUUUAAAUAUUAUGCAUCGAAGAAUCCGUGCAGUCGAUCUCCUUGUGCAGAAGGUUCAACCUGCAGACCAAAUUUUUCUGCUGACAACAGCUUCCGAUGUAUUUGUCCACAGGGAUUUACAGGAACGACAUGCGACAUAGCUGCGGCAGCUUCUAAAGGUUAUGAUCCAGAGAAUCCAGCCAUUUCAUGUGAAGAUGUCCUAUUAAACAGACCUGAGUCUGGAAGUGGUGCUUACUAUCUCAAAACGGAGCAGGGAGGGGUAGCUCACACCUAUUGUCAUAUGGAUGUUAUUCCUGGCUGUGGGAGAGGAGGAUGGACGCUAGUGAUGAAGAUUGAUGGUAACGAGGAUACUUUCUCGUACCAUUCGAACUACUGGAGCAACAAAAACCUGUUUAGUGAAAUUUCGGGCGCAACUGGAUUUGACCACGAGGAAACAAAGAUGCCGAGCUACUGGAGUAAUAACUUCACUCAAAUUUGCCUGGGAAUGAGGGUCGGCGAUGUAACAGAAUGGCUAACUAUCGACAGGCAAGCAAGCUCAUUGCAUUCAUUAAUUGCAGACAACAAUCACAAACCGACAAGCCUUGGCCGAGAUAAGUGGAAAUCGCUUAUAGAUGAAUCCUCUCUUCAGCUGGAAUGCAACAAGGAAGGUUUCAAUGUGAAGUCUCCGACUACAAGAAACCACUCGGCUCUUACUAGAAUUGGGAUUAUUAGCAACAACGAAGAAGACUGCAAUUCCUGCAACUCAAGGAUUGGAAUUGGCUCGGGUGGCACUAGAGGCGGAAUGGAUGGUAACAACUCAUGUGGAAAUGAGGCAGGCCCUUUCAAAUCAGACAACGGA
This is a messenger RNA of Pocillopora damicornis (cauliflower coral), 1197 nucleotides long. RefSeq names its product putative skeletal organic matrix protein 5. Gene Ontology annotation, molecular function: oligosaccharide binding; calcium ion binding. The record is from RefSeq and is a predicted model, not a curated record. NCBI's taxonomy places the organism in Eukaryota, Metazoa, Cnidaria, Anthozoa, Scleractinia, Pocilloporidae.